This is a messenger RNA of Formica exsecta, 3618 nucleotides long. It is a transcript of the gene Pino, whose product is annotated as protein pinocchio. The transcript has 6 exons. The record is from RefSeq and is a predicted model, not a curated record. NCBI's taxonomy places the organism in Eukaryota, Metazoa, Arthropoda, Insecta, Hymenoptera, Formicidae. The coding region runs from base 191 to 778 and encodes 195 amino acids.
UCAGCCGCCGCUUCGCGUCGCGGGCGGACAUCGGGGGGAAAAAAGAUUACGGAGGAACGUAUAGCGGCUCUCUAAAACUUCCGUAAAGUCGUGAUAUUGAAUGCCGCGACGGUGACGGAAUGCCGGCGUGAUUAUCGUCGAUACAGACUCUUUCUUUAGGCGUGUUCUUCGUCAUAAUACUGGCCGAAGCAUGACAGAGAUGACAACAAUGACAGAAUUCGAGGAAAAUGUAUCCUUCGACGCGGACGAUCCAGACUUUGCACCUUCGCCUCCCGUGAUACGAAACGUUCUUCGUGAUGCGCGUCGUUUCGCGGAAAAAUUCGACAUUAAAGUACCCACUUAUCAGUGCAACAUGUCGGUUACUUCCGUGCAGCCAGCCACAACCGAGAGCCUCUCCCGCCACGGGAGCAACAUCUCGUUAUCCUGUCAUAGCUUGUGCGGCAGCUUGGACGAUAGCCUGCUGCAAGAGCCGCAUCAAUACCACGACAAAAUCCUUACGAUCGAGGAAUUGCGCGCCCAGUUGAACUCCUGCUUUACAUGCGGAGUGUCGUGGAGCGAGGAACAUGUCUCCCUGGACUGCAGCGAGUGCGGCGGUUAUUCCUUACAACGGCCGUGUCCGCUCUGCGACGGACGUUGUCAUACCGCGUGGAAGCGCGACCUCACCAUGUCCCAUGCGAGUGGCAAGGCGAGAUGGAUCGGCGAAUGCGGACUGAGCUGCGGACCUUCCUUGGAAGAGUCGUUGGUGCCCGCGUUUGAGAAACUACGGGCCACCUCGUGAACGGCGCCGGUUCAAGCACCGCCAACCAUGCACAAGACUUAAUCCAUCACCAUCCAUCUAGCGUCACCCAUCACCAUUGUGUGCGAGAUUCAAGAGAAAAAGAGAGAAAGAAUGUGUGAAUGUGGACCGCGGAUGAUGCGUUAUGUUCCUGCGGAGGGCGGCUGACAAGGAGGAAAGAAUUAAAGGAGGUCUGUUCCGGACUCCCGCGGCUUUUCCCGAGAUACAAAGUCGGAUCCAGCUGGUCCCUCGAUAUCGGAGACUAACGUCGUCAUUAUCAUCGUCGGAAGUACAAAGCUACACGUCCACCAAGGAUUUCUACGAUGUACCGGAAGAUAACUACAUUGUAACAAAUUGGUUCGAACUGCUCGUUAUUGAGAAUGGACUUCUCUUUCGGAGGAUUUACACUAAUUCAAUUUUUUUAAAUAAAAAAUUCAAAAUUGGAAGAUAGGUAAUUUGCAAUUUUGCUUAAAAAAAUGUUAAAUUUUUCUGCUCAAAAACGCAGCACAUUCACGAAGCAGAUCCUUUGAAUUUUUGUCAGAUUAUAGAUUCUGUCGCGACAAUUCGAUAGAGACGUGUAGCAUUGACUAAGAAUGAUUAGGUAUGAAUUGUACGAAACACAUUUGGAUAAUUCCAUUUCCGAGUGAAUCUCGAUUUAUCUGACGAUUUGUAUAUAACGUUCGAGAUGUAAACUUCACGGUAAGAGAAUAAUUUUUUAAAUUUACGUAGAUACGAACAAAGCAUGUUAUAAUCGAAACAUAUAGCUCGCUAUUUUGAGAGUUAUACGAUUCAAUGUCCUCGAGUGAAUUAAUUUUAACUAUGCUGGUUUUGAAAUAUCGAUUUUAUGUCAUAAUCUAUCAGUUAUUGCUUUUGAAAAUGUUUAAAUCCUUAUAACAAUUGAAUUUUCCAAUUCAAUUUUCUUAUGUGUGCGUUAAAUAAGAGAAUUGCACUUGAAUCGAUCAAUUUAAUAAAACUGUGAGUUCAUAAUGUCCAUCAAUUAAAAUAAAUUUGUGCUAAAAAUGUGUUUUCUAAAAAUUUAAAUUCCAUGAAAACAAUGAAAACAAUAUAGCACUAUUUUAACAUCUAUGCGAUAUGAUUAACUAUCGUUUGAAGACAAUCUUUAUCUCACAAAUUAUGUUAUUGCUAUUGUUAUUUCCAAAAUGACUUUAAUUCCUGGACUUGCAGCGUUCUUAAAGGGACCGAUUCACAUACUUAUAGAAAAUUCGAUUUUUCAUUGUAGAUUGAUUAUUAUGAGUAUCUUCAAUUUUUUAUAUCGAUUAAAAUUGUCUGUCGUAGCAUUUUUGAGAGAUGCUGUUGCGCAAAAUCGCGACUAUGGCGAGAUUUUAAUGAUAAUUUUAAUGAUAACUUAAAAAUCUUCGGUCGUUUUUACAAUAGUCCGAGAAGCCCAUUUUUCACUUUAUUUUACGUAACGAAAGUUACAUCUCGGCCUCUCUCGGUCGCGCCAAAGAGCGCAAGUUUACAUUAUGUGAAUUUUAGGAUAAUUAUUAGGUGACAAUUCAUCGAUCGAGCGAACCGAUGGCGAAAAGGACCUGUUGACGGCUUUUCGCGCGCGAGAGCACGACGUAUCGAUAUUGUAAGUAAAUAAUUAUUCGGUAUCUCUCGCUUAUAUAAAUUAUCACAAUUAUCAUCGGCGAAUCGAGCUUUGCGAAUGUAUACGAUUAUAAAAAUUAGUCGAAGUUUUUCAUGUCUCUCUAGCGAGGACCUAGUGUUAAUGUGACACGAUUUAACCAUCAUAGUCCUAAGGAUCGAUAGACAGAAUUGAUGUGUUACGAGACUUUGAGAAAUAUUAUUUCCACAGAUUAGAAUUAGAGAAUUUGUCGUUUGAAGCGUUUUUGCACGUUGGUACGGCGUUACAAAUUGCUACAGUGAUAAAAGGAAAGGAUGCACGAAUUUACAACUGUAUUAUCCGUUCGUAUAUUGUAACGGAAACUCUUAUACGAAUCUCUCCUUGGGUCUAUGAAAGUUUCAAAAGAGCUGAUUGUGUAUUUAUAAUGCAUUUUUCGAUAAAGAUACGUCUUGCUCGCUUUAAAUCGUCCGCUUUCCCGGCGAGAGCUUUGCCAAGUCGUUGGUAGAGAUGCUCUCGGCCUCAAGGGCGCGUGAUUUCAUUGCGCUCACGCAUUUCAACAAUUGUAGACUCGACACAAAGUAGAUUGCGAAUGCCACAAACUUCACGGAUUAUUGAGAAGAGAAUCUCGAAAAAAUCAAAGUUAUUUCACCAAUAAUGCUUUACCCGCGACAUUUUUUUAAAUACGAUAUAUCUACGUUUUUUAAUAAUAUCUUUUGAAAAAUAUAACAGGAUUAAUUCAAUAUAUAUAUAUAUAUAUAUAUAUAUGAGUAAUGUUUAUAUAUGCGCAUUAUUUUGUGAAUGUUUUAAUAUACAAAUUCAAUUAUAAUACUCUUAUCCUAUUAUGCCAUUAAUUGGCACUUGCAGGAUUAUUUGUGUCGAGCCAUAUUUUGGAAAGCAUUUACGUCGUGCCAAUAACUUUUUCGGAUUUUUAAUCAUUGUUUUAUAAGAAUUCCGUGCCGAAAGCGCCGCUUUUAUAGCGAGAUUAGGAACAAAAGAACGUUUACCGAUUUUUUUCGGCAGCGUAUAUUAUAUCUCUAUAUAUAUUGCGAGUGUAAGUACAUGCUCAUCAAAAUGCAUCCUCAUUUAUUAAAUUAAACCGUAUUGUGUAAAAACUUUUCUAGAGUAUUAGCUCGCAGUGAGCUUUAGUUUAAUGCUUUAGAAAGUGUCCUCGGUAGUAGUUUUUAUUUAAUCUGUGAACUUCUUAUUUAUGACGAAUACUGCAAAAGUAUGGGUUUAAUAAAUACUUAUAAAAAUA